Cryptotermes secundus is the source of this 3829-nucleotide messenger RNA. RefSeq lists its product as uncharacterized. Bases 790 to 1755 code for a protein of 321 amino acids. The transcript has 7 exons. NCBI's taxonomy places the organism in Eukaryota, Metazoa, Arthropoda, Insecta, Blattodea, Kalotermitidae. The record is from RefSeq and is a predicted model, not a curated record.
CCGUUGCUCGGUAGCGGCUUCAACGACGUUUCAGCGGCGCUUCUCGAGCUGCUCCCGGCUUUAGCUACAGCAACUGUCGACGACUGACUCACUCGCUCAGUCACCAAUCAACGUCUACAUGCAGUAAUAUAUUUGCUGUCAUUUAUAUCAACAGCUAUAGAAAUUACACCCGUUUUUAGCCUACUUUCCUUUAGGGAAAGGUCAAGCUUAUAUCACCAUGCUGUGUGUCCCGUUUCACCUUCUUGUUGACAUAUUUACGUAAUUGAAAGUUGGUAUGAAUACGGCCAGUGGUUGCCCUCCGAUUCCAUUCAUUAUGAUUUCCUAAUCAGUAAUAACAUGCUUGACACGCAAAAUUGAGAACAUUGAGAAGCUGGAUUAACACAUGCAACGCUGACGGUUAAGCUCUUCCCGAGCAUAAUGCCGUGAGAGACUCAUAUAAGUCAUAUAAGGCUCCUGCAGUUUAUAUGCUCUUGGCGCUACAGCGUUUAACCUCAAAAGAAAAGUUCUCCAUGACCAUAACAGUUCUUUUUACAUUUAUGCGAAUAAAUCACGGGUCUGGAGUCGUUAAUACCUGAGGUUUCGUUAUGCAUCGCAAGAAACGGUGUCCUGUCCAAUGGAACGAAGCUGGCGUCAGCGUCGGCGUCGUCGCCGUGGGACUUUGCAGUUUGCUGCAGGAAGAGAAUUACGUAAAAUCCAAUGUACCCAGCAGAAUAACAAGAAUGUUUCAGUAAUGCCGUGCUGAAUUGCAGUACAAAAUAUAAUCAUGCAAACAAAGUAGCAAAGACUGGGAUGAUACACAUUCCCCCAGGUGAGACAAGCACUAGGAAUGGAUACAAGAAGUCACCCUUUUCUUUCUUGGCUGGUAUCUUUAAGCGUAAGAGAUUCCAGAGUGACAAAAGUAAUGCAGAAUUCGAAGAUCCUUCUUCUGUUGUAAAGAUGGACAGGUCAUCUGACCAUCACACAUCUGUGCCAACAUACGAGUAUGGGGCUGUUCCAAGGGUUCCUUCCACCCUUUCAGUAACAGCAGUGGACAUCAUGGUGCAGGCACAAUGUUGUCCACCCUCCCCUGCAAUAUCUAACCUUACCCUCACCCCAGGGCGUACACGUGAUAUUGACCAGGACAUGGAAGCUUUGAGACUUUCUCGUCAGGAUAAUCCAUUCCUUAAGGUUUUGGCUAGCAGAGAAAGCCUGGUUGACAGUUUGGAGGAAUCAGAGUCAGAUGAUGCUAAUCUUAUGUCUCAGGAAUUCCCUACAGAUCUUGAUGUGGAUCCACUUACAUUACCAGAAAUCCACGAACACAUGAUCCGCAGUCCUCCACCAACCACGUGGCCCAAGUCGCCAAACUUCAAGGUAUUCCGCUUCCCCAUGCAAUCAAGUGAUGAUGACUCAAGCCAGGAAAGUUUGCAUCGGUGUGACAGAAAAUCACCAUUGAAGGUUGUUUCCCCAAGACAUUCUCGCAUGAAUCUGGACGAGUUGUCUGCAGAGAUAUUGGGCUCUUCAUCUAGUCAGCCUGCUGUUUGUUCUAGACUCAUCUCUCCUCGUCUACAUCCUCGGUCCAGCUGUGACACUAAAGAUCGCAGCUCUAACCCCUUUUCCCUGCUCAACCCAGAUGUACGCCGCAUGCACACAAAUGUUGCUGAUGACAAUGUUCUCUUGGUGUCUUCAAAUAGUGAUGAACAACAGCAACAACGUCGAUUUGAGCUGAAAACUCCCCCACCCAAAUUACAACUGCUGUCUAGCAAGAGAGCUGUAUAAUCGUCCAAUAUUGUUAUAUAAUAAUGAAUAACAAGUCCUGUGAUGCAGGGUGAAGUGAACCAACUUAGUCAUGUUAUCGCCCGUCCAAUUCUGAAACUUUACACAGUCAGGUGGACUUGUUGCAGUGUGUGGGUGAAGAACAGAGCACAUACCUUUCAUUGGAAGAUGUAGGAUUUUACGCUUGAAGAUAUGCUGUUCAGGAGAAAGAUGGGGAAAUGCUGAACAACAUUCUAGUACCCUGUUGCUCUUAUCAAGGAUUCCUUCAAACUAAUUAUUGAUAGGCAAGGCUUUAUUGUCAGAGAGUAAAAUAGGCAAUACAAAUAGCACAGAAGUGUCUUGAACUUUCAAUAGUCCUUGGAUUUAUAAGGAAAAUGUCCAUAAACUGUUCCACUGAAGCAAUUUUUAUUAAAUAAUAGUAUCAGUACUGCUGUUGCCUGAAUUUCAGAACUUUCAGCUGAUUAAAAGUUUAAUUAAUUAAUAAUCUGCCAUUUAUCACUUCAGUGAGUCUUUGACAUAUUAACUGUUUAAUAUACAUAAUUUCUUCAGGUUUAAAAUUGUGGUAAUGACAUUAAAAAAUAUAUACAUGCAGAGAACAUUGAAUGUAUUUAAAACUAAAUUAUAAGUUUAAACAUUUAAUGGCAUAUUGUCGUAUAAUAUAAUUGAUUAACACUAACAGCCUCAUAACUUCAUGGAAUAGAUUCCUUAUAGAGAAAGUAGUAGGCACUCCACUAUUCAAAAAGUUCCCUCCCUUUUAUGGAACUCAAAGGUUUAUUACCCCUAUCCUGACCCAAAUGAAUCCAGUCACUGCGUUCAAGAAAAUAAUGUGUGAAUAAGGAGUCGGUUGCCUAAUUGAGCCACCAAUAGAGCUAUUUCUAAUCUAGAAGUAUUCGUUUGUUUAAGCAUUGUCAUUGUCAUUGACGAUUCCCUCCCCGUUUAUAUUUGAGUCUCGGUUAUACAUUUCUGACUGUUGCUGAACGAAGUUUCAUUCAUGUUCAUUUCAUGAUCAUCUGUUGUUUCCCAGUCCCACACCAUUCUUUUGCAUCUUUUAUCUGUCUGCUGUUGGAGCAUGGGGGAGGAAUUUCUGUCAGAGAAUCUGAACAGAAAAUACCACUUGGGAGUCUGAGGUGCAGAUCAGAGGUAACGUAAAAUUUAUCUUAGAGAAAUAGGGUGUGAGAAUGUGCACUGGAUUCAAGGGGGUAUUUGAGUAUCAUCUGAGUAAGUAUUAGCUUCUCAAGAGCGCUGCUUCAUAGAGUUGGUCAUUCUGUAUCAAUUACUUUUCGAAGAGGUCUAAGUCCUGUGUAUGCUCUGAACUAUAGACUCUUACGAUCUGGUUACUGUUACUGAUAAGGUGGAUUAGUUUGGCCACAUUACUUCACUGCCUUAUCAUCCACAUAGAUUUUUAUUUGUAUCGAAACCCUAAAGUAAGGUGCAUUGUGUUUGGUAAGUGCUCUGUCCUUGCUGUAAUUGUAACUGAUGUAGAUUUUCUGGCCACUUUUCAUUCCACAAUUCACUUCCAUCAGUGUGAACAGAAACUUCAAGCUUCAUGGGGGAGAAAGUUAUUUGAUAUAAAACUGGGAGGAAUAAACAAAAAUCAGUGAUUUUACAGUACAGUUCACCAUAGAUGUGUGUUAGAAGCUAUGCUUUUGAGGCACCAAAAUAUAGAAUAAUGAAAAUGGAAUUCUUGUAUUAUGUAUUCUGCAACUGCAAAUAGUUCUGUUGGCUACUUCCUAUGCUAUGCUGUCUGCUACUCAUAUAUUAGAUUAUUGGUCUUUCCUAAUCCAUAUAACAUAUCAAAUCCAUGGUCAGAAGUCUCUGAUGAUAAAGGUUGUUAUUGUAUUUUAUGUGGGUCUGUUGGCAUACUUGAUCUUCAUUUCGCUUUUAGUUCAAGAUUUCAUAUAUAUGCCCAGGAUUCAGUCUCACUUGUGAGAAAGAUGUCUUGAAUAAAGGUCACAGUGAUUCAUAAAAUAUACACAUUGUGUCUUAUACAAUAGUUUUAUAAAUAGCAUUGAUUUUUGCAAAACCCCACACAAUUGUAAUAAUUAUGCUUAUUAAAUAUGUGCCAUUGAAAGUGUUA